Molecule: messenger RNA, 803 nt
Organism: Cylas formicarius (sweet potato weevil)
Lineage: Eukaryota; Metazoa; Arthropoda; Insecta; Coleoptera; Brentidae
Exons: 3
Coding region: 7-741 (244 amino acids)
Biological process (GO): defense response
Cellular component (GO): extracellular region
Source: RefSeq, a predicted model, not a curated record
GCAAAAAUGAGAAACGCUUUAGUAAUCAUCACGCUCGGCGUAUUCAGUUGGACCGACGCGGUGGAUUUUCACAUAACGAAUAAAGCGGGCGGACCAAUAUGGAUCGGAAUCCAGGGGAAUUCCGGCAAACCUACCCUGAAAAAUGGAGGAUUUGCACUUAACCAAGGCCAAACGGAAACGGUUGGGGCACCUGACGAUUGGGCAGGAAGAUUCUGGGCAAGGACGUACUGUAAUCCCCAGAGCAACCACUGCUUGACAGGGGACUGCGGGAACAAGUUAGAAUGCGCAGGCGCAGGCGGCCAACCGCCAGCGACGCUCAUAGAAAUUACGCUCAAGGGUAGCGGGGGAUUGGACUUUUAUGACGUCUCUUUGGUCGACGGAUUCAACGUCGAAGGUUCGAUAGAGCCGGUGGGCGGCCAAGGCGAUAAUGGUCAGUACAGCUGCAAAAAAUCGAAGUGCGGUUCGGAUAUCAACUCCAAAUGCCCCCCGGAGCUCCAGGUGAAAGACGGCAACACGGUGAUAGGCUGCAAAUCGGCUUGCGCGGCUUUCAAUACCCCGGAGUACUGCUGCACGGGCAGCCAUAACUCGGAAGCAACUUGUAAAAGCAAGGAUUGGCCGAAAGAUUACCCGGCCCAGUUCAAAGCCGAAUGUCCCGACGCUUAUAGCUACGCAUUCGACGACCACAAGAGUACCUUUACCUGCAAGGCUUCGCAAUAUAACGUCGUCUUUGGCGGCGUCUAAUCUUUGCUUUGUACUACUGGUGUUAGCAAAAUAAUAAUUUGUAAUUAAAGCUGGGAAUAUGU